Molecule: messenger RNA, 606 nt
Organism: Brugia malayi
Lineage: Eukaryota; Metazoa; Nematoda; Chromadorea; Rhabditida; Onchocercidae
Exons: 6
Coding region: 1-606 (201 amino acids)
Source: RefSeq, a predicted model, not a curated record
AUGAUAUUAUCAUCCAUUAUUAAACAAUUGACAUGUUUAAUUUUAUGUUCGUCAACUUAUUUUGCAUCUAAAAUAUCACACUGUCAAUCAUUAAUAUGGGAUAAAGGUAUACCAAAUACCGUUCAAUGUGCAAUUUCUGAUCCGUUGAAAUGGUACAUUGGUGAAAACGUAAUAAAUACUACAGAUUCAAGAUACCGCAAAAUUUAUGGAUAUAUACCAAAUGGUAGAAAUCUUUAUGUUUAUCAUCCAAAACAUAAUCAAAUAAUCAAAUGUUCCAAAAAUUUGACCUCAUAUUGUUAUCGCAUAAUUUUAAAACGAUGUCUUCCUAAGACAUGCCAAAAUAAUGGCCAAUGCAAAAUGAUUGAUUCGAAUACACCAAUUGAACGAGUGACCUGUUUAUGUAAACAUCUCUCAAAAGGAUAUAAAUGCAAUGAAAGAUAUGAAAGUGUGGCAUGGGUAACAGUAUUACUUUGGUUAGCUGUAUUAUUCGAAAUAACAAUGAUUAUUGGAGCAAUUUAUCGUAAUGAGAAUCAAAAUGUUUAUAAGGGUGCUAUAAAUCGCCGUUUUGUGGAUAUACUUGGUGAGUCUGAUGAAUUAUUCCAAUGA